AUGGGUAAGGUUCACGGCUCCCUCGCACGUGCCGGAAAGGUCAAGUCUCAGACUCCUAAGGUCGAGCCUCAGGAGAAGAAGAAGACCCCCAAGGGCCGCGCGAAGAAGAGGCUCACUUACACCCGCCGCUUCGUCAACGUCACCAUGACCGGUGGCAAGAGGAAGAUGAACCCGAACCCUACCGCAUAA
This is a messenger RNA of Cucurbitaria berberidis CBS 394.84, 189 nucleotides long. RefSeq names its product 40S ribosomal protein S30. The coding region runs from base 1 to 189 and encodes 62 amino acids. Gene Ontology annotation, molecular function: structural constituent of ribosome. Lineage: Eukaryota; Fungi; Ascomycota; Dothideomycetes; Pleosporales; Cucurbitariaceae. The record is from RefSeq and is a predicted model, not a curated record. The transcript is spliced from 4 exons. Gene Ontology annotation, biological process: translation. Gene Ontology annotation, cellular component: ribosome; cytosolic small ribosomal subunit.